Messenger RNA from Amphiprion ocellaris (clown anemonefish), 1937 nucleotides. It is a transcript of the gene cirsr, whose product is annotated as corepressor interacting with RBPJ, CIR1. Lineage: Eukaryota; Metazoa; Chordata; Actinopteri; Pomacentridae. Gene Ontology annotation, biological process: negative regulation of DNA-templated transcription. The transcript is spliced from 10 exons. The record is from RefSeq and is a predicted model, not a curated record. The coding region runs from base 87 to 1454 and encodes 455 amino acids. Gene Ontology annotation, molecular function: transcription corepressor activity. Gene Ontology annotation, cellular component: nucleus.
CGUCGAUUUUGUUUACAUGAGUAGGAAGCUAAGCUCCGUUAGCCAACAGUAACGUUUCCACUCAGCUAACCUUACCGGUUGCAGACAUGGGGAAGUCGUUCGCUAAUUUUAUGUGUAAGAAGGAUUUUCACCCUGCGUCGAAGUCAAAUAUCAAAAAGGUAUGGAUCGCAGAACAGAAACUCACUUUCGAGAAGAAGAAGCAAGAAGACCUCAUGCAGGCAUAUCUGAAAGAGCAAGACACUUACAACAACAGGCUUUUAAUGGGAGAUGACCGUGUUAAAAAUGGCCUGAAUUUCAUGUAUGAGGCUCCACCUGGAGCAUCCAAAGAGGAAAAGAAAGAGGGUGAAGGGGAAGAUGAGUACAAAUUUGAGUGGCAGAAGGUGGCUCCUCGAGAGAAGUAUGCAAAGGAUGACAUGAAUAUUAGAGAUCAGCCAUUUGGAAUCCAGGUGCGCAACGUGAGAUGCAUCAAAUGUCACAAAUGGGGGCAUGUGAACACAGACAGAGAGUGCCCUCUGUAUGGAUUAUCGGGUAUCAACGCCAGCUCGAUGGCAUCUGAAGAGGCAGCAGGUCCGUCGAUGCACCCCUCGGAGUUAAUGGCGGAGAUGCGAAACAGUGGGUUUGCCCUGAAAAAAUGUGUCCUUGGUAGGAAUUCUACUGUUUGUGAUCCAUCACAGGAUUAUGUUGCCAGUGAAGAAGAGGAAGAUCCCGAGGUGGAAUUUCUGAAAUCAUUAACGACCAAACAAAAACAGAAACUCCUCAGAAAACUCGAUCGGCUAGAGAAGCAGAAGGCCAAGAAAAAGAAGAGCAAGAAGCAGAAGAAGAAAAGCAAAAGAAAACACAAGAAAAAGCAUGAAAGUAGUGACAGCUCAAGUGACUCCUCCAAUAGCAGCAGCAGUAGCAGUGACAGUGGCUCAGAUUCAGACAGCCAUAGCAAGUCCAAGAGCCAAAAGAGAAAGAAGAACAAGAAAAAAGAUUCCUGUCGGGAUAACAGCUCUGAGAGCGAGCGUCAAGUCAAGAGUCAGAGAAAGGCCUCUUCUCACAGGAGCAGGUCACGCAGCCCUCACGCUGGACAGAAGCGACCUAAAGAGGAGUCUGGAGAUUAUAGACAAACAAAGACAGAGAGGGGAACGAGCAGGAGUCGAAAUCGCAGCCCUGAGCUCAAGAUCAAGCUGGAGGGAGGUCAAGAGAGAAAGAGGCCCAGCAGCAGGGACAGGCAGAGACCUAGCAGCUCCAGGUCUGGCUUGGACAGAAGUAGAAGCCGUGAGAGAGGCAGGGAGGACCGAGGUAAAGACAGACAUCACAGUAGAGACAGAGAGAGGAACAGAAGUAGCACAGAAGGAAGGAAAGGCAGAACAGCAGAUGGGAGGAGUAGAAGCAGAGAAAGGAGAAAAGACAGGGAGGGCAGGAGAAGAAGUAGGAGCAGGAGCCAAGACAGAACAAAAAGAAAACACUGACUUUUUUUUUUCUUCGGUUUAGCGUUGUCUCCGGUCUUACAAUACCGAGCAAAAAGUGGAAAUGUUAUGCAUGUUUCUUGCAAAGUAGUAUUUCUGGUAAACCUAUAGGGUCCCUGUAUUUAAAAAUUAAAUAGCAGACGUUGUGCGCGGCUCUCCUUUUCCUCCAGUAGAGGGAAGCAGUAGCCUAAAUAUAUCCAGACAGAGCUCAUGCUUCUGAUGCUGUUUUGUACUGUAUGAAAGGCUCUAAAUUAAUUGAUUGCCAUUGGAAGCAAUUUGCAGCUGAUCCGUUGAUGGGAAAAUGUUGGACUCAUUUUCAUGGUGAGACAAGUUCCGUUGCUGCUGUUUUUUUAAAUUUUUUAUCUUGCUUUCAUGAUGGAGUCUUUUUUUGGGAAACUGGCAUAGUAAGCUGUAAUUCUUGGACGGCUGUUGAUUCCUGAAAAAAAUUAGAACUUUCGUUCUCUGAUUAAAAAUUUAAAUCUCUCA